Messenger RNA from Trichophyton rubrum CBS 118892, 1218 nucleotides. RefSeq lists its product as uncharacterized. Bases 1 to 1218 code for a protein of 405 amino acids. The record is from RefSeq and is a predicted model, not a curated record. The transcript has 2 exons. NCBI's taxonomy places the organism in Eukaryota, Fungi, Ascomycota, Eurotiomycetes, Onygenales, Arthrodermataceae.
AUGUCUAUCGCAUUCAAAACUCCUUCAGCAGACGUAGAUCUGCCAGAGCAUCCGCAGCCUCACAACCAGCACUUGACGUUUAACAUAAACGACCCGGAGGAACGCCUUUCAUCGUUUCGGAUCAGGGUUCACGAUAACGAAGCUCAGCUAAGCAUGACAUUCAAAUCCCCAGUGCCGGACUAUUUCAACCAGGGAUCUCAUGAGUCAGCUGCAAACGAGGCUCGAGAGCGCGAAAUCGAAGGAUGCACUUGGAGAGGCAACACGGUGGAUAUAGCUUGGCUUGUAACCCUUGCCUUCGUCGGGAUUUGCAGCAUUCUCAUGCUUCUGGUCACCAUUAUUGUAAUGAGGUCGUUUAUUACCAUAUCCCUUCUUUUAGGCUCCUUAGGAUCGUCCUCACCUAUUGAAUCCAGAUCCGCCUCACAGCUUGAUAUCGAAGCACCAGAACAGACACGCAUUGGCUACUUCGAUGGAGAUACCUUCUACUCCCCACCCUUUGCUCCUCCUCGUGUAGAAAGCAACUACGAGAUAUAUGAAGAUGGUGAUGAGCCUGUAUCUGAUACAGCCAUCCCAGACUGGUUCACAACCCAUCUACUAGCACGGCGUUUGCUCGCUAUCUCCUCUACGGCUGUACUUUCCACAGUCUACCCCAAAGGCUAUAGAGACGGCACUCUCGACGGAACGCCUAUUGGUUUACCCGACUAUAUAGCUGAUUGCGCUGCCUAUAAUAGCAACGAUGCCUUAACGAAUAUCCUUGGACGAGGAAAUCCUCUUUUACUUGCCCUGAACAUUGGCACGACGUUUAGGAAUGCACAGGCUGGGUCUAAGGUUUCCCUAUCAGUUGACUGGUGGCAGCACUCCCGUAUUCCGCCGAAGGGAGAAGAUCCUCUAGAUCGUGUGCCAGCUGGGCUUCCUCGUCUUUCACUCCUCGGACGCAUUGAAGAGAUUCCACUCUCAUCUUUAUCCAAAGGCGACAAGAAAGCAAUCGAGCAGUGCUUCCUCAAAAAUCAUCCAGACUCUAAGUAUUGGCUCCCAGGAUCACCGAAAUCUCCGCAUAGCGGAUACUGGGCACGGCUUGUUGUUGAAAAGGCAUUUUGGGUGGGGGGCUUUGGGGAUAGAGCAAGAAUAGGCUGGCUUGAUAUGCAUACUUGGAAGGCUGUUCCGGAGAAUAGCAAGGACGGGAAGAAAGGGUGGGCUGAUGUCAAACUACCAGGAGAGUGA